Messenger RNA from Pundamilia nyererei, 762 nucleotides. It is a transcript of the gene gypc, whose product is annotated as glycophorin C (Gerbich blood group). The transcript has 4 exons. Bases 216 to 539 code for a protein of 107 amino acids. Lineage: Eukaryota; Metazoa; Chordata; Actinopteri; Cichliformes; Cichlidae. The record is from RefSeq and is a predicted model, not a curated record.
CAUGCACUCAGACAUCUGCAGGCUGUUUAGGAUCAGAGAGGUGGAGUCAGCUCCGCUAUUGGCCAGAGGGGGAACAGAUCUCGACCCUGGGGACUGACACCACACCCAUCCGUAUGUGUGUUUGUGUGUGUUUUGAAUUGUGUGUGUUGUCCAACGUACACUCUGUCGGCGUAAGAAGAGUUGCCUGCUGACUCUCAGAAACUGGUCACUUCAGCAUGAACGCUCACGCAACAGUGCCCCCUUUGUCAGGAACAAGCCCCUCUCCUUUUUCAGACCUUGUGACCAAGAUAGGACCCAAGGAAACCUAUGACACUGGAGAUUUUGCCGCUUUGAUUGGUGGAAUCGUAAGUGUAGUGCUGUUGUUAAUGAUCUGCGUCAUCGCCGUGCUGAUGUGGUGCCUGUCCAGACAUAAAGGCGAAUACGUGACCAACGAGAUGGAGGAGAAAGACGAGGACGCCGACAGCGGUGACGGCGACUCUGUUGGCUCUGAUGAAGCGCUCCAAUCUGAGGAACCUCUGACAGCCAAAGAGGAGAAAUAAAGGGGGGGAAAUGGGAAAUAGUGACAAAAGUGUCACUCACGUUGCAGACUUGAGAGCUUUGUAGCUUUGUUGCACUCAGCAAACAACAAAUAUGUGAGAAGGGAAGUUUAACGUUUUUAGAAGUAGCCGAUUUUAAAAAUUGCACUGAGCACCUUUGCACGUUGGCACCACUAAAUGUGAGCAAAGCACGACUGUCUGAAAUGUGAGCCCUUCUCAGGAAUGU